UCUCAGUUUUCAAUCUGUGAAUAAUAUUAAAAUAAAAUUGAAUUUCUAACAAACAGGUUUGGGUGACUUGAAACUAGCUAUUCCACUUGACAAUUUACUGAGAGGUCGUAAGACAGAUUCUUGUAGCCAAAGUGCUCAAACACUGGAUGAAAGCGAAGAACAUCCAAGCUCCUUUGCUUCAUCACCUUCCCAAUAUCCAAUAACACCCAGUAAAUCAUUUAGCAGCAAGGGUGGAGAAAGUUCAAGGUUUUUUACACAUCUGACACCUCAGGUGUGUGUCACUUGUGAUAACUCCUCUACCCUAACCACUCAUACUCUGAGUAAAAGAAAGAACAUCUAAGCUCCUUUGCUUCAUCCCCUUCCCAAUAUCCAAUAACACCCAGUAAAUCAUUUAGCAGCAACAAGGGUGGAGAAAGUUCAAUGGUUUUCAGACCUCUGACACCUCAGGUGUGUAAGACUUGUGAUAAACCCUGUACCCUAACUACUCAUGCUCUGAGUGAAAAAGAAGAACAUCUAAGCUCCUUUGCUUCAUCCCCUUCCCAAUAUCCAAUAACACCCAGUAAAUCAUUUAGCAGCAGCAAGGGUGGAGAAAGUUCAAUGGUUUUCAGACCUCUAACACCUCAGGUGUGUGUCACUUCUAAUACCUCACAUUCAAAUAUAAAGAUGAGACCCCCACAGCAAGAGGGUCAGACAGAAAGACUUGCUUACAACCAGGCCAAAUAUCCUGUCACUACUACUGUGACAUGGGCUGAGUCAUAUCGUAGCAGCAAGGGUAGAGAGAGUUCACUGGUUUUCAGACCUCUGACACCUCAGUUAUGUGUCACUUCUAAUACCUCACAUUCAAGUAUAAAGAUGAGACCCCCACAGCAAGAGGGUCAGACAGAAAGACUUGCUAACAACCAGGCCAAAUAUCCUGUCACUACUACAGAGACAUGGGCCGAGUCAUUUCGUAGCAGCAAGAGUGGAGAGAGUUCACUUGUUUUCAGACCUCUGACACCUCAGGUGUGUGACACUUCUAAUACCUCACAUUCAAGUAUAAAGAUGAGACCCCCACAGCAAGAGGGUCAGACAGAAAGACUUGCUUACAACCAGGCCAAGUAUCCUGUCACUACUACCGAGACAUGGGCUGAGCUUUUACAACAGGCUACAUCUAGGAGAACUGUGUCAAGUCCUGUUGACAGCAUCAGUAGUAUUGGUAGCUCAGAGUGGAUAAAGAAAGAUUCAUCAAUUGCAGGCAAAAUUGUUUCUCAGUCAACACCAGUAAAAUAUUUGUCGGAGUUAGAUCAGGAAAAAGGUAUUAUAGAAGAACCAGAUUUAACACUUUUAGGUUCAGAUCUGAGUACCAUUACAUGUGGAAGACAAGACAAUGACCUCCACAGGACCCAAACAAGUGAAAAAGAUUUUGACAUUACUCAGGACAGUGUGGCAGAGGAUCACUUCACUUCUGCUCCUUGUAAUUCCCAUAGGGAAAGAUCAUCUGUACCUCCAAACGUUUUGGAAAUGAAAUCAAUACGAAAUACAUCACCCUAUUCUGUAAUUGGAAAAGAAGUGGAAGCCAGUAGUCCUUUACUAACAGAAGGAUCCUUAACUGAAUCGCUGUUGUCAUUCCAGAAACAUGAACAAAGUUUGUGUACAGGACUGUUAGAAGGUACCUCAAAAUCAUUUCAUGAGCUUACUCAACAUUCAACAGAAAACCUGUCACCAUAUGAAGCAAGAUUUACUGAGUAAAGAUAGGGCAUAUAUUGUCCAAUUGUUAUGAGAUUGACUGCAAAAUCUACUACACAAAAAGUGAUUAUUAACCCAUGUUAAACCUAUCAUUGUAUAAAUCACAUCAAAUUCUUUUCAUCUGUCACAGAAUGUACCAUUGGCAACAUAAAAAAUAAUCUUUUAUCUAUCAGUGCAGCUUAUAAAAAAAUAUUCAGUAAUACAGAGUAACUAAGUAUUUAAUUACUUACUACCUUAAAGAGGUUUAAAAUUAAAAUGUUAUUUACGAACUAAAUUGAAAAAUUAGAGAAAACAUUUUGAUUUAUAGUUGAGACCACAUCAAAAUUUUUGUAUACAGAAGUAUUCAUAAAAUUAAAAAUUCUGGUAGUUUUUUUGAGCAACGAAUGUAAUGUAAUAAUUAUUUUUAACUUGAAUAAAAGAAUAAAUUUAAAACUUGAAGCACAGCUUUGUGUAGUAGUGUUUUUGUACAUUUUAGAGUAUUCAUUUUGAAUUUAAUUCUGUAUUCUUAUAAAUGAUAAUUUACUGCAAUUGAACGAAAUAUAAAAUGUAGUAAAAUAAAAAGUAGCAGAAAUUAAUUUAGCUGUUUUAAUAAUAAUAUGCAAUCUCCAUUAUUGUUUCGGUGAAGCUAAUGAAGUGUCUUCGGGUUAUAUGUUUAGUGUCAUUAUCUGAAAGUCUUCAAGUUCCUAUUAUACAUAUAUAUAUCUUUUAGGUAUAAAGUUUUACCUCUUAAAUAGUUACUCUGAACUGUCAUCAGUUUUAUUGUGAUGUUAAUUAUAUUGAAAUAUCUGUGAGAUCUCAUCAAGACAGAUAAAUAUAGCACCACAAAAUAAAAAGUUCCAGGGGUACUCGGACCUUUUAAGAAGUAAGAGUUAACUUUGGACAGUGCCUCAUGAAAAUUAAUCCAGUAUUUGACUUGUUGAGUUGAACCAUCAUGACUCAACAUAGCUAUGGCUAUGGUAGUGUUAAUAUAUGGAUCAGGUUAACAAAACAGAAGUGCUAAAUCUUUAAAUACUUGAUGGCUAUCAAGUUUUUGCACUCUUUAGGCAAACUUUUCCUUUUUUUUUAUGGAGAAAAAAUUAUUUGCUAAAAGUUUAAAACUUCGUAUAAUUUCCACUGGCUUCAUAAAAAAAAAAAUCAUUUCAAACACUUAGUGGGUUGAUUCAAAAUUUUGUAAGAGUAUAAAAUU
Messenger RNA from Limulus polyphemus (Atlantic horseshoe crab), 2911 nucleotides. RefSeq lists its product as uncharacterized. The record is from RefSeq and is a predicted model, not a curated record. The transcript has 4 exons. Lineage: Eukaryota; Metazoa; Arthropoda; Merostomata; Xiphosura; Limulidae. Bases 421 to 1728 code for a protein of 435 amino acids.